Lolium rigidum is the source of this 1114-nucleotide messenger RNA. RefSeq lists its product as uncharacterized. The transcript has 3 exons. NCBI's taxonomy places the organism in Eukaryota, Viridiplantae, Streptophyta, Magnoliopsida, Poales, Poaceae. The coding region runs from base 1 to 729 and encodes 242 amino acids. Gene Ontology annotation, molecular function: poly-pyrimidine tract binding; pre-mRNA 3'-splice site binding. The record is from RefSeq and is a predicted model, not a curated record. Gene Ontology annotation, cellular component: U2AF complex; nuclear speck; commitment complex.
AUGGCCAGCUACGACUAUGUCCCCCCCUCGCCCUCACCGCCGCCGCCCGACGGCCGCACCUACCACCAGAAGCAGGCUAGAAUGUCCGAUCUCUUACAUCAGCUACGCCGCAGGGCCAACGACGGGCCGACCGACCGCCACCGCGAGCAGCAGCAGCAGGUGCAGGUGAUUAACUCAGACCAUCUCCAACUGAUCUCACCCGAGGCAGACGGAACUACCAGGAGGACGCUCGUGGUUAUUUGCAAGAAGCCACGUCGUCCAGAAACUCCUUAUCAACGUCCCGAGCACCACGAGCGUUGGAGCAAUCCCCUUCAUCGACGAUCUCCGGCACCGCAAGAAGACGACGACGAUGAAGGGGCCACAAAGGUUGUAUGCCUGACCAAGAUGCUCUCGCCAGGCGACCGCCUCCAGGACAACGGGUUCUACUGGGACUUUCAGGAGGAUGUCACCGAAGAGGCACGCAAGUUCGGUCACCUGGUGAAGGUGGUGAUCCCGCGGCCCAGCCGUGAGGCUGCCCCGGUGGUGGCAGGAGUCGGGAAGGUGUUUCUGGAGUACAUGCACCUCGACGAUGCGGCCUGGUGCAGGGGGAGGUUGGAUGGGAUGUGUUACAACGGAAAGGAGAUCACUGCCGAGUUCUUCCCUCAGGCCAAGUUCGCUGCUGGAGACUACGUACAUUCCAAGCGCAGAAGAAAGAUCUCAGGAAAUUCUCGGAUGGUGCCUAAACCGUGAGUGGCCCGGCCGACAUCAAGGAAGAGCAGCAGUGAUCAGCGGUGUUUCCUUUAUUAGCUGGUAGUAGCAGUUAACUAUAUUUAUUAGGAACUAGGAUGCUAUGCCACCCAGGUCUUUGUUCUGUAUGGUUGGAGGAAAAUGCUGCCCGUAUGUUGAGUAGUAAUUCUUGCCUGAUCUGCUUGUGUCGAAGUCUUGUGGUUCCAUGCUUUGCCUGGUUGCUACUCACGGCAUUUGUUCACAAUUGCAAAGUCGGUUUCAGUUAGAGUUAGUGGGAAUUUGUAGCUCUGAUGUAACGGUAAAAAUAGUUCCUUUGAGGCCACAAUCUGUCACCUCUACGUGGACUGCUACCCAAAUGCAUUCGUGUUGGUUCAGUAAGGAAUUGAUA